Molecule: messenger RNA, 2377 nt
Organism: Budorcas taxicolor (takin)
Lineage: Eukaryota; Metazoa; Chordata; Mammalia; Artiodactyla; Bovidae
Gene: PDK2
Product: pyruvate dehydrogenase kinase 2
Exons: 12
Coding region: 138-2081 (647 amino acids)
Biological process (GO): regulation of glucose metabolic process; protein phosphorylation
Cellular component (GO): mitochondrion
Molecular function (GO): pyruvate dehydrogenase (acetyl-transferring) kinase activity
Source: RefSeq, a predicted model, not a curated record
CGGGACUCGGAGCCCAGUCGGGGCCGCGGUGGGGAGGGGGCGGCCGCCGCGGCACCGGGCUGGGCUGGGCUGAGCCGAGCGCCAGCGCUGCCCGCGCAGGGUCCAGAACCCGAGCCCGAGAAGUGAUCGCCACCGCCAUGCGCUGGGUCCGCGCGCUGCUGAAGAAUGCGUCCCUGGCAGGGGCACCCAAAUACAUCGAGCACUUCAGCAAGUUCUCCCCAUCCCCGCUGUCCAUGAAGCAGUUUCUGGACUUCGGGUCCAGCAAUGCCUGUGAGAAAACCUCGUUCACUUUCCUCAGGCAGGAGCUGCCUGUGCGCCUGGCCAACAUCAUGAAGGAGAUCAACCUGCUUCCUGACCGGGUGCUGAGCACACCCUCGGUGCAGCUGGUACAGAGCUGGUACGUCCAGAGUCUCCUGGACAUCAUGGAGUUCCUGGACAAGGACCCUGAGGACCAUCGGACCCUGAGCCAGUUCACUGAUGCCCUGGUCACCAUCCGGAACCGCCACAAUGACGUGGUGCCCACAAUGGCUCAGGGCGUGCUGGAGUACAAGGACACCUAUGGCGACGACCCCGUCUCCAACCAGAACAUCCAGUACUUCCUGGACCGCUUCUACCUCAGCCGCAUCUCCAUCCGCAUGCUCAUCAACCAGCACACCCUGCUCUUUGACGGCAGAACCAACCCUGCCCACCCCAAACACAUCGGCAGCAUCGACCCCAACUGCAAUGUCUCUGAGGUGGUGAAGGAUGCCUACGACAUGGCCAAGCUCCUGUGUGACAAGUAUUACAUGGCCUCUCCUGACCUGGAGAUCCAGGAGAUCAAUGCAUCCAACUCCAAACAGCCAAUUCACAUGGUCUACGUCCCCUCCCACCUCUACCACAUGCUUUUUGAACUCUUCAAGAAUGCCAUGCGGGCAACUGUGGAAAGCCACGAAUCCAGCGUCACUCUUCCAUCUAUCAAGGUCAUGGUGGCCUUGGGCGAGGAAGAUCUUUCCAUCAAAAUGAGUGACCGAGGUGGAGGUGUUCCCUUGAGGAAGAUUGAGCGGCUCUUCAGCUACAUGUACUCCACAGCCCCCACGCCCCAGCCCGGCACCGGGGGAACCCCACUGGCUGGCUUCGGGUAUGGGCUCCCCAUUUCCCGCCUCUAUGCCAAGUACUUCCAGGGAGACCUGCAGCUCUUCUCCAUGGAGGGCUUUGGGACCGACGCUGUCAUCUAUCUCAAGACUGAGAAUCCGAGCAGAGCUAUAGUUCCCCAGCCACCAGGCACUCCUAAGUUGGCAGGCAGUUUCAGUGAGUCUGGCCCUGUCCACGGACUCAGUGGAGCGCCUGCCUGUCUACAACAAGUCAGCCUGGCGCCACUACCAGACCAUCCAGGAGGCCGGCGAUUGGUGUGUGCCCAGCACGGAGCCCAAGAACACGUCCACGUACCGUGCCAGCUAGGAGCUACCCAACUCGCCUACACCCAGGAGAAUGGACUGCUGUCGCUGGGUCCGGCCACUGUGGUGACCCUCCCCAUUCCCCGCCCCCCCAGGUGCAGGAGGCUCUCCCUGUUGACCAGCUUCUGUCUCCUUGGAAAUCACUGCAGUGAGCAGUCUGUGGUGGCCCCUAAGUGCCAAUCUCUGUCUCCAUGGAGACCCCUUGGUGGCCUCCCUGGGUCCAGUCUCUGUGGGCAACGCCUGAGGGUUGGAGGGUGUCUCCAUCCUGAUGGGGUGUUCCAGAGACACGUUUCCAUGGCAGUCUUCCUCUCUGAGCCCAGAACUGCCACUUCUCUGCCAGGGCCCCUAGGUCCCCUCUCUGCCCACCACAGCCCUGGCCUUCCAAGUGGACGCCCCUGCUUGCCUUACUGUCCUGGCCCAUGCCGGUACCCUGGCACUGGUCUGGUGGCAGUGUUGGGAAGGGGCCAGGUGCCUGCCACAUCUGGGGUAGUGGGAGGGGACCCCUGGUUGGGGAUCUGGUCCUAUAGUCUCUCCCUCCUCUCUAAGGUCAAAGGUAGGAGGGAGGGGUUUCUCACCUGGGGCUCACCCCUAAAGCCGAAUAAUCUGGGAGGACACAGAGGUCAGCCACCCAACCUCUCUUCCCUGUAGGUAACCCCAGCAAUGUUUCUGCCACCUCCCGAGCCCUUCCCCUGCAUGUCCUCAUGUGCAUACACCUACCCACCACCCACGGCCCCCCGAGCUCCAGACCCCAACUCCCACUGUGCCUGGACACGCGUGUGCUUGGGGUGGCUUUCUCCCUAGAAUGUUGUGUGUAUAUAGCUAGUUUUAUAGCCCCGAAUGCCCCUACCCUUCCCCUUAGCACACAGGGGGUUAAAGUUGUGUGCUCCUCCCAGUGGCUAUGAUGGUGACAGUGACAUCUACAGUAAAGAGAAGAUGGAAUGAGA